AUGGCUCCAUAUUCUUCUCAGCUCCUAUGGAAUUUGUUCUUGUUCAACGUCCUUAUCUUAUCCACCAUCUCGUGUGCAAUUGGAUGCUACACAUCAAUCUUUAGCUUUGGCGAUUCACUUGCCGAUACUGGAAACUUAAUGCACUUGUCGCAGCCUGAUAAACUUCCCCAGUUCUCCUUUCCUCCUUACGGUGAAACCUUUUUUCACCAGCCUACCGGACGUUGCUCCAAUGGUCGUCUUGUCAUAGACUUUAUUGCUGAAUAUCUAGGGCUUUCGUUUGUGCCACCAUAUUUUGGAGGAAGCAUGGAAAGUUUUAAAGAGAGAGGUGUCAAUUUUGCUGUAGUGGGAGCUAGUGCGCUUGAUGCUGCCUUUCUUCGAGAAAGAGGAAUCAAGAGCAAAUUCACCAAUAUUUCUUUGGAUGUUCAGCUGGGUUUGUUCAAAGAACUGUUGCCGUCUCUCUGCUCCACGCCGUCCGACUGCAAGAAGCUACUUGGCAACUCCCUUAUUCUUCUGGGAGAGAUUGGAGGAAAUGAUUACAACAACGCCUUCUUUGGAGGAGUUAGCUUUGAGAUUAUUCAAGAUCUCGUACCUUACGUUAUUAACACCAUAGGUCUAGUCAUUGAGGAGGUAAUUGAACUAGGAGCUAUUACAAUAUUGGUUCCUGGAAAUCUCCCAAUAGGUUGCUCGCCAUCCUAUCUAACAUAUUUUGAGGGUUCAGAUAAGAAAGACUAUGACCAAUUUACUGGUUGUCUUAACUGGCUCAAUAAAUUCUCUGAGGAUCAUAAUCAACAAUUUUUGGCAGAAUUAAAUCGAAUUCAGAAGCUUCAUCCUCAUGCGAAAAUCAUUUAUGCAGAUUAUUACAAUGCUGUAAUGCCUUUUUAUCACUUACCAAAUCCAUUUGGAUUUACAGGAGGUUCCUUAAAAGCAUGUUGUGGCUGGGGAGGAAUGUACAACUACAAUUCAUCAGUUCAAUGUGGCAACCCACUCGCAAGUGUUUGCAAUGAUCCUUCCUUGUAUGUGAAUUGGGAUGGUAUACACUACACAGAAGCAACCUACAAAUUGAUUUUUGAAUCCAUAAUAGAGGGCACAUAUUCCUUUCCCUCUUUCAAAGCGUUGUGUAAUUUGGACGGGAGAUAUUUUAAUAAUUAA
This is a messenger RNA of Dovyalis caffra, 1149 nucleotides long. NCBI's taxonomy places the organism in Eukaryota, Viridiplantae, Streptophyta, Magnoliopsida, Malpighiales, Salicaceae. The record is from the annotation of a GenBank genome assembly.